Apodemus sylvaticus (European woodmouse) is the source of this 195-nucleotide messenger RNA. Its product is annotated as WAP four-disulfide core domain protein 18-like. Gene Ontology annotation, molecular function: peptidase inhibitor activity. Bases 1 to 195 code for a protein of 64 amino acids. The record is from RefSeq and is a predicted model, not a curated record. The transcript is spliced from 2 exons. Lineage: Eukaryota; Metazoa; Chordata; Mammalia; Rodentia; Muridae. Gene Ontology annotation, cellular component: extracellular region.
AUGAAAACAGCCACAGUCUUGUUUCUGGUUGCUUUGAUCUCUGUGGGGAUGAACAUUACCUGUGUUCUGUCUUGUCUCAAAAAAUUAGAAAAACCAGGAACAUGUCCCAUGAAUUUCCCAGGAAGUGUUGGCAUUUAUGUUGAACAAUGCUCAGGAAAUCAAUCAUGCCCUGGCAAAAUGAAGUGCUGGCUGUAA